AUGUGCUUCACACGUGUUCCGCAGGAGGAGAAGAAAAAGAAAAAGAAGAAGAAGAAGCGUGGAAAGCUGAGACUUCCAGGGAACCGCUACAUGCGAGUGACCGGCUUUGUGGUCUCAGAUCUUUGGUCCAAGACCGCAGCCGCGCAGUGGGCGGAGACAUGGCGAUCAUGGCAGGGUGCGGCUGGAACCAGUCAAGCCCCUUCAGGCAAUAUGGGAAUGCCCGCUUGGCCGCCUGCAGGCCACAUGGGCUGGGGCCAGUGGGCACCCGGAAUGCCUGGAUGGCCUCCAGGCCACGAGGAUCGGCCAGGAACCAGCAUGGGCUCCGAGGCUGGCCAUGCAGGCUGGGCUGUUGCGGAGCGAGAUGAUGUUGGAAGCUCAGUGAGCUAA
Messenger RNA from Cladocopium goreaui, 387 nucleotides. NCBI's taxonomy places the organism in Eukaryota, Dinophyceae, Suessiales, Symbiodiniaceae. The record is from the annotation of a GenBank genome assembly.